This is a messenger RNA of Ochotona curzoniae (black-lipped pika), 2636 nucleotides long. RefSeq names its product frizzled class receptor 7 (gene FZD7). Lineage: Eukaryota; Metazoa; Chordata; Mammalia; Lagomorpha; Ochotonidae. Gene Ontology annotation, biological process: canonical Wnt signaling pathway; non-canonical Wnt signaling pathway. The record is from RefSeq and is a predicted model, not a curated record. The coding region runs from base 372 to 2096 and encodes 574 amino acids. Gene Ontology annotation, molecular function: Wnt receptor activity; Wnt-protein binding. Gene Ontology annotation, cellular component: plasma membrane. The transcript has a single exon.
GGGGAGCCGGAGACGCUUGUUGCUCCUCGCCGCGGAGAAAGAAGCCGCACCGUUACGUCUCGGCAGAGAAGGCCGGGCCGCCCCCUCCAGCUCCGCGCCCCCUGCCCAAACCGACGAGUUUGGGGGACCCCCGGCGUCGCGCGGGUGCCGGGCGGAGGCGGCUGCGGCGUCCCCGCGGCUGGCGGGCCUCGCCCCCGCGACGCAGGCACCCCAGCGGCAGCGCCCUCGGCUCCGCGCCGCCCACGGCCCGGCCCCGGCGCCUGGAGGACUCUCAUGCGCCGGGCGCGGCGGCGCCUCUCCGCAGCCAAGCCUCUCCCAGCCGCCUCGUCUCACUCCCUAGACUGAGAGCGUUGCUGCACUCGGGGCCGGCGAUGCGGGGCUCCGGCGCGGCCGUGUCACGUUCGUCCCCGGGCCUGUGCGCCCUGCUGCUGGCGCUGCUGGGCGCUCUGCCCGCGGGCGCCGGGGCGCAGCCCUACCACGGCGAGAAGGGCAUCUCGGUGCCGGACCACGGCUUCUGCCAGCCCAUCUCCAUCCCGCUGUGCACGGACAUCGCCUACAACCAGACCAUCCUGCCCAACCUGCUGGGCCACACGAACCAAGAGGACGCGGGCCUCGAGGUGCACCAGUUCUACCCGCUGGUGAAGGUGCAGUGCUCGCCUGAGCUGCGCUUCUUUCUGUGUUCCAUGUACGCUCCCGUGUGCACCGUGCUCGACCAGGCCAUCCCGCCGUGCCGCUCUCUGUGCGAGCGUGCUCGCCAGGGCUGCGAGGCGCUCAUGAACAAGUUCGGCUUCCAGUGGCCCGAGCGGCUGCGCUGCGAGAACUUCCCGGUGCACGGCGCCGGCGAGAUCUGCGUGGGCCAGAACACGUCCGACGGCUCCGGGGGCCCGGGCGGCGGCCCCACCGCCUAUCCUACCGCACCCUACCUGCCGGACCUGCCCUUCACCGCGCUGCCCCCAGGGGCUGCGGACGGCAGGGGCCGCUCCUCCUUUCCUUUCUCGUGUCCCCGCCAGCUCAAAGUGCCGCCCUACCUGGGCUACCGCUUCCUGGGUGAGCGCGAUUGUGGCGCCCCGUGCGAGCCGGGCCGUGCCAAUGGCCUCAUGUACUUCAAGGAGGAGGAGAGGCGCUUCGCCCGCCUCUGGGUGGGUGUGUGGUCCGUUCUAUGCUGCGCCUCAACGCUCUUCACCGUGCUCACCUACCUAGUGGACAUGCGACGCUUCAGCUACCCAGAGCGGCCCAUUAUCUUCCUGUCGGGCUGCUACUUCAUGGUGGCCGUGGCGCACGUGGCGGGCUUCUUGCUGGAGGACCGCGCCGUGUGCGUGGAGCGCUUCUCGGAGGAUGGCUACCGCACGGUGGCGCAGGGCACCAAGAAGGAGGGCUGCACCAUCCUCUUCAUGGUGCUCUACUUCUUCGGCAUGGCCAGCUCCAUCUGGUGGGUCAUCCUGUCCCUCACCUGGUUCCUAGCGGCCGGCAUGAAGUGGGGCCACGAGGCCAUCGAGGCCAACUCACAGUACUUCCACUUGGCCGCGUGGGCCGUGCCCGCCAUCAAGACCAUCACCAUCCUGGCCAUGGGACAGGUGGACGGGGACCUGCUCAGCGGGGUGUGUUACGUGGGCCUGUCGAGCGUGGACGCACUGCGGGGCUUUGUGCUGGCGCCGCUCUUUGUCUACCUGUUCAUUGGCACGUCCUUCCUGCUGGCGGGCUUCGUGUCGCUCUUCCGCAUCCGCACCAUCAUGAAGCACGACGGCACCAAGACCGAGAAGCUAGAGAAGCUCAUGGUGCGCAUCGGCGUAUUCAGCGUGCUCUACACCGUGCCCGCCACCAUCGUGCUCGCCUGCUACUUCUAUGAGCAGGCCUUCCGCGAGCACUGGGAGCGCACCUGGCUCCUGCAGACGUGCAAGAGCUACGCCGUGCCCUGCCCGCCCGGCCACUUCCCGCCCAUGAGCCCCGACUUCACGGUCUUCAUGAUCAAGUACCUGAUGACCAUGAUCGUAGGCAUCACCACCGGCUUCUGGAUCUGGUCGGGCAAAACCCUGCAGUCGUGGCGCCGCUUCUACCACAGACUCAGCCACAGCAGCAAGGGGGAGACUGCGGUAUGAGCCCCGGCCCCUCCCCCGCCCGCCUCCCCCGGAGGGGGAGGGAGACUGCUGCUGGGGGCUUGUUUGGGUCACCCCUCGCCCCUAAACCCCCAGCCCAGAGAAGUGACCUGGGUGGGAGUUAUUUACAGAUUUGGGGGAGGGAGUUUGGAGGGGUUGGGGUAGGAGUAGGAGUUGGAAGGGAGACCUAGGUGGAAAGUGGUUUGGACAAAAAAAAAAAAAACACUUGUGGCCAAGACUGAGGAAGACGAUGAUGAUGGCGAUGAGGCCUCUGAUGCUGUGAAUGGUGAACGGUAUGGCCGGCCUGGGCCUCAGCAGACUGACACUAGUAGAGACUUGUGGGGUUCCCGGCUGCGGGCCCAGCGGGGCCCAGGGCUGUCCCCCGCUGCAAGGCAAGUGGCCUGUCCUCACUGCGGUGAGGCCUGGGGGAGAGGCGCAGCCCCCGCCCUGGCCGGCUGCUUUGUUGAGAAGAGGGAGGGCCUCCUGCAGCGUUCUUGUCAGGCGGUGGUCAAACCAUAAUCUCUUUUCACUGGGGCCAAACUG